UCCGCAACUCACAGCUCAUCGAACCGCGCUUAAACUCGAAUUGCAACCUUCUCACUUGCCUGCGAUGAAUACCGAUACAUAAUCAAGGCCUCUAGCUUUCGUCGUCGCCGAUAAAUCACAGGGCGAGCGGCAUCGGCCGCAUGCCUGACCUCCUCCCGCAAUGCGCAGCCCCAACGUGUUAACCACGUUCACAUCACGGAUACCCUCUCGCCACGUUGCGCAUCAAAGUAACACUCGCUUCACCGUCGGAAGCCAGAGGCUAUUCACCAGACGUGCCAUCGAGGCCUCCCGCAAAUACCGCAAUGCACACCAAACGCUCGACCUCCGAGGCAUCGAGCGGCAAGGGCUUUCCACACCCGGUUCCCCUCUACUCGCGAUAAAGAAUGCAGUUGAUCCGUCAGCCUUUGCCCCGGCUAGAUUGGAACACGUUCGCUUCCUUUCAACUUCCAGAAGCAUACAGGAACCGGCUCGGCCGGCAACAUCGGCCAACAAAAGUAAAGUGGCGGAGGAACCGACCCAGGUCGUCCUAACCGAGCAGGAUGACUUACAGAAAGGCUUUGAGCUUUCAGAGAAGGCAUCUCAAGCGGCCCAUAUAAAUCUGAGUGCGAAGCUAGCGAAAGAUGGUCUUGCCCACGGAAAGAAGGCCGGAAUUCGAGAAAUAUGGCGGCUGGUCAAGAUUGCUCGCCCGGAAGCCAAGGUGCUCUCCGUUGCUUUUAUGUUCCUCCUCGCAUCGUCGUCAGUUAGCAUGUCCAUCCCAUUUUCUAUCGGGAAAAUCUUGGACAUUGCGACGAACCCAAGCUCCGAGGCCCUGGAGCUGUUCGGACUUAGUCUUCCCUGGUUCUAUGGUGCCCUGGCAGGGGUCCUCUCUCUUGGUGCUGCGGCUAACUAUGGAAGAAUUAUCAUUCUACGAAUUGUUGGUGAACGAAUUGUCGCCCGGCUACGAUCACGACUGUUUCGAAGGACGUAUGUCCAAGAUGCUGAAUUUUUCGAUGCAAACCGAGUCGGCGAUCUGAUCUCCCGAUUAAGCUCAGACACUAUUAUUGUCGGCAAGAGUAUCACUCAAAACCUGUCCGAUGGACUUCGAUCAGCAGUGAGCGGUAUAGCUGGUUUUGGGAUGAUGGCCUACGUCAGUCUCAAGCUUUCGGGUAUUCUAGCCUUGUUAUUUCCACCGGUUGCUAUCGCAGCCUUUUUCUAUGGAAGAGCGAUUAGAAACCUAAGCCGAAAAAUCCAAAAGAAUUUGGGAACCCUCACCAAGAUUGCUGAAGAGCGGCUAGGUAAUGUGAGAACUAGCCAAUCUUUCGCUGGGGAGAGGCUAGAGGUCAGUCGAUACAACCACCAGGUUAAACGGAUAUUUGAACUAGGAAAGAAGGAAUCAUUUAUUAGUGCGACAUUCUUUAGUGCUACCGGGUUCACGGGCAAUAUGACUAUCCUUGCUCUGCUCUACGUAGGCGGUGGAAUGGUUCAAUCUGGAGGAAUCACGAUCGGUGAACUGACAUCAUUCCUCAUGUACACUGUUUACGCUGGCUCGAGCAUGUUCGGCUUGUCAAGCUUUUACUCAGAAUUGAUGAAGGGCGUUGGUGCUGCGAGUCGUCUUUUUGAGCUACAGGACCGAGCACCAACAAUCUCGCCUACCGUUGGGACUAAGGUCAAAUCUGCUCAGGGGCCUAUUCGUUUCGAAAAUGUCAAGUUUAGCUACCCAACUCGCCCCGCUGUGACUAUUUUUAAGGAUCUUGACUUUGAAAUCCCACAGGGAGCUAAUGUCGCUAUUGUUGGCCCUUCUGGAGGCGGGAAAUCCACGAUUGCAGCGUUGUUGCUCCGUUUCUACAGUCCAAACACAGGAAAGAUCUUUAUUGAUGGCAAAGACAUUACUACGAUGAAUGCCAAAUCCCUUCGGAGAAAGAUUGGCGUGGUGUCACAGGAACCGGUCUUGUUUUCAGGCACUAUCGCUGAAAAUAUAUCCUAUGGAAAACCAGAGGCCACCAGGGCAGAAAUUAUUGUUGCUGCAAGAAAAGCCAACUGCCAGUUUAUCAGCGACUUCCCUGACGGCCUUGAUACACAUGUAGGCGCGCGAGGAGCGCAGCUCUCUGGAGGUCAGAAACAACGAAUUGCCAUCGCUAGAGCACUCAUCAAAGAUCCAGAUAUCUUGAUCCUGGACGAGGCCACGUCUGCCCUGGAUGCAGAGUCUGAAACCCUUGUAAAUAGCGCCUUGGCAGCAUUAUUCCGUGGAAGUAACACCACUAUCAGCAUUGCUCACAGAUUAUCCACCAUAAAGCGCUCUGAUACAAUUAUCGUUCUCGACUCUGACGGCAGAGUUGCCGAACAAGGUUCCUAUAAGGAUCUUAGCUCGAGACCGGACGGUGCAUUCACGAAACUUAUGGAAUGGCAAAUGAAUGGAGGAGAGUCGGGAAUGACACCAGUGGCACAUUAUGAAGGAUCUGCGAUCCGCGGGCCACCCUCUGAAGCAGAAGAGUUACAGCAAAUGCUCCAAGAGGGCGAAGAUGAGGAAUAUGACGAAAGCGGAGAAGUCGAAGAAGAAGAGCAGGAUCAAGCAAAGCAGCUUGAAUCUGCGAAGAGCGAUGGGGAAGUAGGUGAAAGAGCUAGUGCAGCCCCUAAGCUUUGAGGUUGAAUCAAGGAUAGUUCCGGUUUCUUGCUUCCAUGUGGGGACAUGCUCUCUCAAGAUCUAUGGAUCUUUUAUCUAAUUCGGUUUUCUUCGUCGCCCGGUGUUGACUCCCUGGCAGCGAUCAGGCUUGCUCAACGCAGGUUCUGUGAGUCGCAAGAAUAUUCAUCAACAUCUGCAUUAUCGACUAGAACAGGAUAACUGUCAAGUCCCUGACAACUAUUUCGUAUCUUUACUUUUCUUUUGUCUUGCUGUACUAGUUCAUCUCAUGAUAUCCAAUGGGACAAUGAGGGGCAUAUAGACUUUGUUUGGACUUUGCUGUUACGACCGUUCUUUGUGACUUUUCUUACGAUCUUUAUCAGUCUAUAUAUAUUAUUAUAGAUCGAGUCUCGCUGGAUUCGUCUCCCUCACUCUUAAUUCUUGCGAUAUUUUCUCCACUCCUACCUCCAGCUGGCGUUUUGAAUUAGCGUCCUUUCCAGUCUCUGGCUGGGCAUUUCUGGCCACAUAUGAGCCAGUUAGCUGUACACAUAUAUACCUUUCUCCCACUUAAUGAUAGACUCAUUAUAAUCGUACUUUGUCGGCUCGGAUCGGGUACUUUCAGAGCAAAUGACCUAGUUUCAAGUACACACAUGUAUGUAUAUGACAAUAGUGGGAAAAUGGCAAUCUUACAGAAGUCAUAUUAUCUUAUUUACCAAAACGGCAUAUUGAACAUAGAAGG
Coccidioides immitis RS is the source of this 3335-nucleotide messenger RNA. Its product is annotated as ATP-dependent permease MDL1. Lineage: Eukaryota; Fungi; Ascomycota; Eurotiomycetes; Onygenales; Onygenaceae. The transcript is spliced from 3 exons. Gene Ontology annotation, molecular function: ATP hydrolysis activity; ATP binding; ABC-type oligopeptide transporter activity. Gene Ontology annotation, cellular component: membrane. The coding region runs from base 161 to 2620 and encodes 819 amino acids. Gene Ontology annotation, biological process: transmembrane transport. The record is from RefSeq and is a predicted model, not a curated record.